This is a messenger RNA of Protopolystoma xenopodis, 696 nucleotides long. NCBI's taxonomy places the organism in Eukaryota, Metazoa, Platyhelminthes, Monogenea, Polystomatidea, Polystomatidae. The record is from the annotation of a GenBank genome assembly.
ACCAUCUAUGAGGUGGACAGCCUAACAUCCUAUUUGGAGCCCUAUUCGAAAUUGUGGAAGACCGACGUCCAGACGACAGUGAGCGAAUUUAUGGCUUCCAAGCCGCAAAUGUACGAUUUUCAGAUGGUGUUUGAAGAUUUGGAUAAAUACGGUCAUAAACUGGAAGAAGAGCCGAGCUAUUAUGUGGUAGGAGCUCUUUUUAUCUCGACGGAGGAUUUUAAGACCUACAUUAGAAGCAAUAUAAACCAAUUGAAGCAGGUAACUAGCCAAACUCUGGCAUUUACAAAAGUCUUCAUAGAGCAGAACAUUAUGCCGAUCGAGAACCUCGCAUCUCAAAUUGACGAGUGGGAACGCAACCUGUCGCGUCACAUCAACCAUCUGGAUGAUAUCGCCGCCGUCAUGGAGACCCUGCGACAAAUCCGUGAGGUUGAGAUAGACGUCGAUCGUGAAUUGAUGAGCUGUGAGGACGCCAGUUCUCUUUUAAGCAAGUACGAUGUUGUCUUUCCAAAAGACAUCAGUGAUCGUGUUGAGUUGGUGCGUUGUGCGUUUAUUCGAGCCAAAGAACGUGUCGUCACGGUACUCGACUACAUACUUUCUGUGCAGCAGAGUUACAAAGAGGGCCUAUUCAACUCGAUAAAGUCUCUACAUGAGCAGGCUGGCAUUUUUGAGGCAGAAUAUCUCGAGGUGAGCCUUUAG